GGGAUAUUUCGAUAAAAGAACAUCGCAAGCUCGGUCACACUUAAUAGGGCACGUCACAGUAUAAUUUGUUUUUGUUUUCGUUUUUUUAAGCUACGCACAUCAAAAUGAGUGCAUUGUUCAAUUUUCAAAGCUUAUUGUCGGUCAUAUUGCUGUUAAUAUGCACCUGUGCCUAUUUGCGUUCACUUUUCCCCAGCAUCAUUGAUCGCAACAAAACGGGGUUGCUGGGCACAUUUUGGAAACUAGCGCGAAUUGGCGAACGAAAGUCCCCUUGGGUUGGAGCCGCUUGCCUGCUAAUGGCUUUCACCGUUCUCUUUUGGAGUUAAGUUUCUAUAAGCAUAACAUUUCGAUUGGCAUUCUGUAGGCU
This is a messenger RNA of Drosophila navojoa, 364 nucleotides long. It is a transcript of the gene ksh, whose product is annotated as transmembrane protein 167A-like protein ksh. The record is from RefSeq and is a predicted model, not a curated record. Lineage: Eukaryota; Metazoa; Arthropoda; Insecta; Diptera; Drosophilidae.